UCGGUACCCUCCGUAUUUUGUUGACAAGCGACGCGACGAGGACGAAAGAGAGGCCGUGGUUGAGGAGCCGGAGAGGGGCAUAGACAUGAACGCAGGAUUUUCCCGGAUAGGAGUAGCUAUCCCCGGACAGCGGAGAGGUAGGGACCUCUAAACGUAUGACCUCUAUGCCAGAGGAUUAUGACGUCUUUCCGACCUCGUCCUUUAACGUCCCUGAGUUGUAUGACGAUGAGACAGUGGAGGUUCCUUUCGUGAGUCGUGAAGGAGCCUCCUACAGAGACUAUCGCAGCCCCAGAUCCGUGCUUGCGGAUAGGGGAGUAUGGAUGUGGAUGUACCACGACGCGAGCUUUGAGCACGACCGUCGAGGACGGGUAGUACCCGACUCGAUGAGGAUAGACGUGAGGGCAUAUAUAUACAUAGACAGGACCGCAGAGGUCACGAUUAUAGUGGAGAGCUUGACGUUGGGAGAGAGCACCUCGAUACGCAAGGCGGAGGACAUUCUCGACGCAGAGGUUAGGGACACAGUCAGAGGCGAGGAGGACUUCUUCGAGAAGCGCAGACCGUGGUGUAGCGAUACGAGGCCGUGUCCUGUGAGGGGGCACUUAGCCUUAGCAGCGCCAUGGUACUUUCCAUAUCCACAAGGAUUCUUCGAAGUAGCGACAGUGAUCCCUUUGUUCGUAGUGGAUCAGCUCUUCGGUGGGAUAGGGAACCUGGUGCAGAGUUAUCUCCUUACGAAGGAGCUUGAGAGACUUUUUCAGAGCAAUGUCCAGAGGCGACUUUUCUACUCUGCUCAACUCUUGCGAGGCUUUAUAGACAGGGAGGACCGUAUAGAGCUUGUGGAGUUUGUCCGAUCGUUCGUAUACCUGUGGGCGUCUGAGGGAGAGCCUUUCCCCUACGACGUAUUCCGGAGUGCUCUAUCAAGGGGGACUUACCAUUUGGGAGGCGUGGCCACGUUGUUUGACGACGAGUCAUAUUGGCCGGACGCAGGGCUUGUUAGGAUCAACGAGCUCGAGUGCCACUACGGGUACCACGACAUAGGGGAAGCGGAUGAGGACUGGCCAGAGGAGGAAUCGGACCAGUGGAUUUUCGACGACGACGGCCGUAGGAUCCGGGUACAGCCGGACCUAGGGUUGGCGGAUCUCUUCGGAGAGGACUGGCCCAAGGACGGGCCAGAGGAGGGUAGCAUCCAUUGGCCGCGUCUGGGGACGGAGUUCAGUGAGAGAAGAAGGGAUUCCUGCUCCGCCAGUCACGGGCUGGAACUGAGAGCGAAGGAACGAGAGGGGCCUAUUGUCAAGAACUUAGCCCAUAGCGAUUGGGCGACUUGAGUUAAUGAGUUAGCUUGAGUGAUGAGGAGUGACUCAGCAGCUUGGCUAACUUAUAGC
This is a messenger RNA of Chara braunii, 1379 nucleotides long. Lineage: Eukaryota; Viridiplantae; Streptophyta; Charophyceae; Charales; Characeae. The record is from the annotation of a GenBank genome assembly.